CUGAUCAGAAUUUCCAGAUACACCUUUGUGGGGAAUAGGAAUUUGGGCCUAGAAAACUCCGUCCAACCUUGGGAUAAACCACACCCUACUGUCUUAAAUAUAUAUGGGAAGUUGGGGUUGAAAUUUGGUGGCAUUUGGAGCAAAACUCAGAAAGACCCAGAAGUUCUUUUCUCUCUCUCUCUCUACUCGCUUGUUCUGUCUUCUUGGGACAGCAGCACGUCUUCACUUCUCUCUAAAAAUAUUGCAUCAAAACUUCCUAAAUCUUACAUUCAAAGUAAUACUUAAGUACUUCAGCUUGUGAUAGAUAUUGGAGAGCAAUUUAUACAAGCCAAAGAUCCAAGGAAGCUAAUCUAAAACAAGGAAAGAAGAAGGUAGUAGAAAAUACAGAAGGUAGACAAGAGUUCAAGGAAGAUUAGGUGUAAGAAACUCGCAAAGAAGGCAAGUCUCUAGGGAUCAAUAGUGCAUCAUCCAUUUCAGGUUUGAAGAUGAUGCAUCAUGGGUGCGGGAUUUCGUGGAGAGCUUGAGUUGACUUUAGUAUUAUUAUAGUUGACGUUUCAUAUAUUUUUGAGUUUGACUUUAUUUUGGUUUGACUUUUAUUUGAUUUUGGAGUUGACUAAGUUAUUAUUUUCAAAGUUAUUUAUUAUUUUCCGCUACAAAAUUCCGAAUAAGCCAAUACGUUAUCAUACAAGCGAUAAUACUGUGAUAAUUCUCUAAGUUUUAUAUUGAAAAGAUGCUUUGAAAAAUAGAGAAUUGUCGAGGUGUUACACUACACCUAGGGGUGUUCAUGAGUGGUCAACCGUCCAGAAACAACAUUUUGGUUUGGUAACCGUAAGUUUCGAUUCACUCUUUUUGCGAACCGUAACCGUUUAGACUGGUUACUGCGCUUAAGCGGUUAAUCGUUUUUUUGGUACGAUUUUUCGAUUAACCAUUAGCUGUUAUUUAAUUUAUACUAUUAUGUACUCCCUCUGUUUUUUUUAUCUUUCUCACUUAAAAUCUUGGCACUAUUCAUACAUAGAGAGAAUCUUCUCAAUUGUUUUUAAUCUAUAAGAAAAAAAUAUAGUCAUGUGGGGUCUUGUUUGAUUCGUCUCAAUUAAUACAUUAUUAAUAUUCAAUCGUUAUAAUUUUUACUAAUAUAUAAUGAAAGAUAUUUAAGUUCAAAGAAGUGCAUUGGGAGACGCGCACAGAGAAAGUGAGAAUGAUAAAAAAAAACAGAGGGAGUAUUACUUAAUGUACUAUAUAUUUUCAAUUUUUUUGUGCAUAUAUAUUAAUAUUAUAUAUACUCUAAUAUAAAAUGUAUUAUAAAGUGGAUAAUAAAUUCAUUGAAAAAUAUAACUUAGGGUCUGUUCUCCCUUAGCUUAUUUUCAGUUCAGUUCAAUUUAGUUCAGUUGCAAUCAGUUUAGUUCAGUUCAAUUCAGUUCAGUUCAAUUUAGUUCAGUUCAGUUCAGCUCCAACUAUCAUUUCUUAGUUAUAGUUUAAUUCAGUUCAGUUCAAUCCAGUUACAAUAAGUUCAGUUCAGUUCAGUUGCAAUCAGUUCUAUUCAGUUCAGAUCGGUUCAGUUCAGUUGUUUUAUGUCGAAGAGAACAAGCCCUUACACUAAUAAUUCACUUCAUUUCCUAAUCAUAGUGUUUAUAUUAGUACUAUAGUUUCCAAGUAAUUACAUAUUUUUCCUAAUUGUUGUAACUUAGGAGCAAAUAUUAGAAUUAAUGUAAUUAUUUGAAAAUGUUUCACAACAAUUAAAUAGAGAAAAAUUAUAUUUUGGUUAUCCAUUGACUCAAAAGUUAUAAUUGUACUAUUUAACCAUAAAUUUUAUCGGUUAGGUAACUGUACCAUUAAAACUUUUUUUAUCGUUACCAUAACAAUCCAUUUCGACCAAUUUUUCUUUUCGAUUUCGAUUUUUUUAUGAACACCCCUGACUAGUAACUACACCUUUCCUAUAGGAAGUCUCUCUCCUCAUAGAAAACCCCUGCUUCCCAAAGCUUCUACCCCCAACCCCCCUGAAAGUUGCAACACUUGGUUCGCCGGCGACCGAUCUGCCCUCUGGUCGCCGGCGAGCCUUCAAUUUCGACGACCCCAACAUGAAUUGGUGCGUAUAGUGUUCGGUGCUGCGAUUUUUUUCAUUAGUCGGAGGGUGAGUGUUGAACGCACAUCGGCGGCAGAUCUGUUUAAAGAAUUAGUGUAUGCAUCUCUCUAGUGAAUGCGUUUUCCUUGUAUCAUGGUGUUGAUCUCAGGUGUGUUCUUCCCAAAUUUGGUUUUUUUAAUUUCUUAAAAAGUUGUUGGGGGUGAAUGUCAUCCUAGUUAUUAGAGUGAAGAAGUUACAGUCUUUGUGGUUUCAUAUCUGAUUAAGGAAAAAAAAUUUAAGUAUGUUUUCAUUAGAAGUUUGUGAAAGGUUGAAGGGAGAGCUCCAUGAACUCUUUAAUAAGGAUUGUAACUUAGGACUAGAUGAUAAUAAGUUCUUGCAUUAUGUUUCUUCAUUAGAUAAUCCCAAGACUUCAUUGGAUCUAGUUAAGUCAUGGAAGGAAAAAGGAAAUUCCUUAUUCAGUCAUGGACAUAUUGAUGAUGCUUUAGAGUGUUAUGGUUUUGCUGGUGUGAUGCUUUAGAGUGUUAUGGUUUUGCUGGUGUGAUGCUUAGCCUAAUUGUCUUGGAGGAGAAAGAUGCUACAAGGUUUUGCGAAUUAGCUUUCUGCAUCUUGCUGAAUUUAGUUGCUUGUUUCCUGAAGAUAGAUGAAUUUAAUCAAGUUGGUCUUCUUUGCUCUGUUGUUUUAAGCUUUGACCCGUGCAAUGUAAAAGCUUUGUUUAGAAGAGCUAGAGCAUCGGUGGGAAUAGGAAGGUGUGAUUUUGCUUAUUGGGAUUUGCUACAAGCCUCUAAGAUUGACCCAUCAAACAAAGAAAUUGCUAAGAAAUUAAUUGAAGUUCAAAGUUCAAUUAUAAAGCACAAGGAUCAUUUCGUUGGUUUAGGGGUGGAACCAUUGCCACCAAGGAAAAAGAUGAAGGAACAACAUCAGGAAGAAGGAGAAUGCUCUACUAAGAUGAAAGAAGGAGAUAAUAAUGAGACCCUAAACUUGUUGCAGGCAUGCGUGGAUAAGGACCAAGUCACCUGUGAAGAGAAAGAUGUUGAAAUGGAGUGUGUAACUGAGAGUGUGAGUGACUCCAAAAUCAAAAAUCCAAACCAGGUGGAGCCUAAACAUCGGUUUGUUAACCGAAAAAGGCCAGGCUCCUCAUUACAAUUGUCUAAAAACAUUACUCAAAUGCUGAGAGACGGGAAAUCAGUGCAAUUGUAUAAUCCAAAAUCAGGGUCAUAUAUGGUAGUCCGAGUUCCUCAAUUAUCAAAGGGAGGUGUUAAAGGGAAAACCACAAUGCAAGACGGUCAGUUGCAACAACAUUUUUCUGGUCUUGCGAAUGAGCAUUGUCUCCCUAACAAAGGGGAUGAAGUCAUUAAUCCCAUCUUAACCCACCAUGAAAGUGAAGAUCUAUUGAUGAAAAGUAUGGAGUCCAAGUCCAACUGCGAUAUGGAAAAGGAGAUAGCAGCUAGUGGGAUCCACAUGGCCCAGUCGAGCCCAUUUGUUCCAUCUAGACUUCCAAUUAAUGGAUGUAUUGCAUUAGAUUCUAAGGAAACUAAAGGUCGGAAGAAGCGUAGCAAAGCCCAACCACGAAUAGGGAACUCCAAGAGAACCCUAUAGAAUUAUCACAAGAAAAAACUCCUAUUUCCUUCCUAAGUUUGAUUCUAUUGGCAGGUUACGUGCUGGAAUAAAGAGGAAAGCUGGUUUCAGUGCAGAUCCCUCCCAAAGCUCGAGGAAAAAGCAUGCUUCAAGUCCUUGUGAUGCUAGCAAUAAGUCAGAUAUCAGUAAUGUGUCAAGUCGUAGUUUGCAAUCAGAUGUUAGUAGUGAAUCAAAGGUCAGUAUUGUUUCAUGUUCUAGUCUAAUGUCGUUUAGUCUUGUAAGUCUAUGUUCAUCGAGUCCCAAAAUAAACGAAGCCCACAGCCUAUCCUGAGAAGAUAGGGAAACGGGCUCACUUGUAAUUUAAUGUUUGUAUUAAUGUAUGUUCUUGUUGCCAAAAAAAAAUAAAAAAUUAAAAAAACUACACCUUUCCUAACGCAUUAAAGCCCCCUCGCCUCUUAUAACACGUGGUGAACUCCAAAACCCUAAAUUACGCUCACUCUCAAGUCUCAACUGUUUAA
Messenger RNA from Beta vulgaris subsp. vulgaris (sugar beet), 4173 nucleotides. RefSeq lists its product as uncharacterized. Lineage: Eukaryota; Viridiplantae; Streptophyta; Magnoliopsida; Caryophyllales; Amaranthaceae. Bases 2621 to 3676 code for a protein of 351 amino acids. Gene Ontology annotation, molecular function: protein binding. The record is from RefSeq and is a predicted model, not a curated record. The transcript is spliced from 3 exons.